AUGACCGAUUUGACACCCAUCUUCAACAAAUGCGUAGAGAUUGUGGCCAAAGAAUUGCCACUGCUGUUACUAAAUCAAUCCAAAAACACAGAUCCAUUGCCGUAUUUAGUCAAUGACUCGUUCACGAAAGACUGUCAUGAGGUCUACAAUAACCUCAUACGUCUAGCUGCAUUUGUGAGCCAAAUCAAGCCACUAUAUCUUCAGAACAAUGACGAGCUCUCCAAGUACGAGAGAGAUAGUAAGCGGCUCUCUGCCGAAGAGAAGAACGGCAUUGAUGAGGAGUUUCGUAUCAAAAUCCAUCAGAUCAAUGAAAAACUCAAGUUCUUCCGCACAUACGAAAAUAGAAGAAACGAACUAGCUAGCUCACAGAAGAAAACUUUCGGUGGCUUUCUGUCUCUUUUUGGUGAUGAACAAGAUGACAAUGCCAGCCUAUACAACCAGACCCUCUCAACCCAUAGAGCACAAAUGAUAAUAUUCCUCAAUACAACUACGCACAAAUGCAACUCUUCAUUUGAAAAGAUGCAGAGACAACGCUAUGAGCGUGAACGACAACUUAACUUGCUCCAUUUCCAAAACCUAGAUGAUUCAGAAGACCUAGAUGUGUACAACAACUUUAAAUCCGAGUUUAAAAUGGAGGUGUCUGAAAACACUUCAUCAGGAGAUAGUGGCACAGGUCAAUUGACCCAAGAAUUGCUUCAGGAAUUGACCCAAGAGAACCAAGAUCUCCUACUGUCGAAAGAAAACCAGUUCAAGCAGGUUGAGAAACUACACACUUCCAUGCUAGACAUCAUAAAAUUACAGUCUGAGCUCACAGCGCAUUUGGAGACUCAAGGUGAACAAAUCGGUAACCUCAUCGACAACCAAGAGCUGGUUGAAUUGGACUUGAGACAAGGAAACCGAACCUUGACCAAAGCCACCGAUAGGAACAAAAGAGGCUCGAAUUUCAUAGUCGCCACUUGCAUCGCUCUUGGAUUUCUCCUCUUACUAUUAGAUUAUAUCUCAUAA
Australozyma saopauloensis is the source of this 1005-nucleotide messenger RNA. It is a transcript of the gene UFE1, whose product is annotated as Ufe1p. The transcript has a single exon. Lineage: Eukaryota; Fungi; Ascomycota; Pichiomycetes; Serinales; Metschnikowiaceae. The record is from RefSeq and is a predicted model, not a curated record. Gene Ontology annotation, biological process: retrograde vesicle-mediated transport, Golgi to endoplasmic reticulum. The coding region runs from base 1 to 1005 and encodes 334 amino acids. Gene Ontology annotation, cellular component: SNARE complex; endoplasmic reticulum.